Vicia villosa (hairy vetch) is the source of this 3066-nucleotide messenger RNA. RefSeq names its product heat shock 70 kDa protein 18-like. Gene Ontology annotation, biological process: cellular response to unfolded protein; protein refolding. The transcript has 5 exons. The coding region runs from base 1 to 3066 and encodes 1021 amino acids. The record is from RefSeq and is a predicted model, not a curated record. NCBI's taxonomy places the organism in Eukaryota, Viridiplantae, Streptophyta, Magnoliopsida, Fabales, Fabaceae. Gene Ontology annotation, cellular component: cytoplasm. Gene Ontology annotation, molecular function: misfolded protein binding; ATP-dependent protein folding chaperone; ATP binding.
AUGGCAAAAAAAGAUGAAGGAUAUGCCAUUGGAAUAGACCUUGGAACUACGUACUCUUGUGUUGGUGUGUGGCAAGAACAACAUGGUAGAGUUGAGAUUAUUCACAAUGAUCAAGGCAACAAAACUACUCCUUCUUUUGUUGCUUUUACUCAAGAUCAUCAAAGAUUGAUUGGUGAUGCUGCUAAGAAUCAAGCUGCCACUAAUCCACAAAACACUGUCUUUGAUGCUAAGAGGCUCAUUGGUAGGAAGUUUAGCGAUUCUAUAAUACAAAAAGAUAUGAUGUUGUGGCCAUUCAAGGUCAUUGCGGGUGUGGAUGACAAACCAAUGAUUUCCCUCGAUUACAAGGGACAUGAGAAGCACUUUAGUGCGGAGGAAAUCUCGUCUAUGGUACUUACAAAGAUGCGGGAGAUUGCAGAGGCAUUUUUGGUAUCUCCGGUUAAGAAUGCUGUCAUUACUGUCCCGGCUUAUUUUAAUGAUUCGCAGCGAAAAGCCACUAUAGAUGCAGGUGCCAUUGCUGGUCUUAAUGUUUUGAAGAUAAUCAAUGAACCAACCGCUGCAGCGAUUGCAUAUGGCCUUGAAAAGAGAAGUAAAUAUGUUGGAGAGCGGAAUAUUUUUGUCUUUGACCUCGGUGGUGGGACUUUUGACGUGUCUCUUCUUACCAUUAAGGAUGAUGUCUUCCAAGUGAAGGCCACGGCUGGAAACACUCACCUCGGGGGAGAAGACUUUGAUAAUAGAAUGGUGAGUUACUUUGUAGAGGAGAUCAAAAGGAAGAAAAAGUUGGACAUUAUUGGGAAUCCAAAAGCCUUGCGGAGGUUGAGAACUGCGUGUGAGAAGGCCAAACGAACACUUUCUUUUGCUAACGUGACCAAUGUUGAGGUAGAUGCUUUAUUUCAGGGUGUUGAUUUUUCUUCGUCAAUCACUCGUGCCAAGUUUGAUGAAAUCAAUAUGGAUCUUUUUGAGGAGUGUAUGGAGACUGUUGAGAAGUGUCUUACUGAUGCUAAGAUGGACAAGAGUAACGUUGACGAUGUUGUCCUUGUUGGUGGAUCUUCUAGGAUUCCUAAAGUGCAGCAACUAUUGCAAGACUUCUUCCAUGGGAAGGAAGUAUGCAAGGGCAUCAACCCUGACGAGGCUGUUGCUUAUGGUGCAGCGGUUCAGGCCGCUUUGUUGACUGGAAGCUUUAACAAAAGUUUUCACUUCAUCGUUUUCAUAAUGGCAAAAAAAGACGAAGGAUGUGCCGUUGGGAUAGACCUUGGAACUACGUACUCAUGUGUUGCUGUGUGGCAAGAACAGCAUGGUAGAGUUGAGAUUAUUCACAAUGAUCAUGGCAACAAAAUUACUCCUUCUUUUGUUGCUUUUACUCAUGAUCAUCAAAGAUUGAUUGGUAAUGCUGCUAAAAAUCAAGCUGCCAUAAAUCCUGAAAACACUGUCUUUGAUGCUAAGAGACUGAUUGGCAGGAAGUUUAGUGAUCCUAUUGUUCAAAAAGAUAUAAUGUUGUGGCCAUUCAAGGUCAUUGCAGGUGUGAAUGACAAACCAAUGAUUUCCCUCAACUAUAAAGGGCAAGAUAAGAGCUUCUGUGCCGAGGAAAUCUCGUCUAUGGUACUCACAAAGAUGAGGGAGAUUGCAGAGGCGUAUUUGGAAUCACCUGUUAAGAAUGCUGUCAUUACUGUCCCGGCUUAUUUUAAUGAUUCGCAGCGAAAAGCCACUAUUGAUGCUGGUAUCAUUGUUGGUCUUAAUGUUUUGAAGGUAAUUAAUGAACCAACUGCUGCAGCUAUUGCAUAUGGCCUUGACAAGAGAAUUAACUGCGUUGGAGAACGGAAUAUUUUUGUGUUUGACCUUGGUGGUGGGACUUUUGAUGUGUCUCUUCUUACUAUUAAGGAUAAGGUCUUCCAAGUUAAGGCUACUGCAGGAAACACUCACCUUGGAGGAGAGGACAUUGAUAAUAGAAUGGUGAACUAUUUUGUAGAGGAGAUCAAAAGGAAGAAAAAGUUAGACAUUAUUGGGAAUCCAAAAGCCUUGAGGAGGUUGAGAACUGCGUGUGAGAAGGCAAAACGAACACUUUCUUUUGCUAAUGUGACCAAUGUUGAGGUGGAUGCUUUAUUUCAGGGUGUUGAUUUUUCUUCGUCAAUCACUCGUGCCAAGUUUGAUGAAAUUAAUAUGGACCUUUUUGAUGGGUGCAUGGAGAUUGUCGAGAAGUGUCUUACUGAUGCUCAAAUGGACAAGAGUAACGUUGACGAUAUUGUCCUUGUUGGUGGAUCGUCUAGGAUUCCUAAAGUGCAGCAACUAUUGCAAGACUUCUUCCAUGGGAAGGAAGUAUGCAAGGGCAUCAACCCUGACGAGGCUGUUGCUUAUGGUGCAGCGGUUCAGGCCGCUUUGUUGACUGGAAGCUUUAGCAGUGUUCCAAAAUUGGUUCUGAUGGAUGUUGCACCACUGUCUCUUGGUUGGAAGUUAAUAAAUGAUGUCAUGGCUUUUGUAAUUCCUAGGAACACUUCUAUUCCUGUCAAGAAGACAAAACAAUAUGUUACGAUUAAAGAUGAUCAGUUGAAAGUUUUGAUUGAGGUCUACGAGGGUGAGAGACCAAAAGCAACUGAUAAUCAUCUUCUUGGUUCCUUCAUUCUUUCUGGUUUAACCCCUGCUCCUCGUGGCCAUCCUUUCGAUGUGUGCUUUAAUGUUGAUCAAAACGGUAUUUUAACCGUUUCUGCCAUCGAUAACUCAACUGGUAGCAUGAAUGAAAUUACAAUAACCAAUAACAAGGGAAGGUUGUCAACUGAAGAAAUUAAAAGAUUGAUUCAAGAAGCUCAAGAUUUCCGUAUUGAAGAUAAGAAAUUCUUAAGAAAGGCGGAAGUAAUGAAUGCACUGGACCUCUGUAUUUACAAAGUGAGAAAUGAGUUGAAGAAGAAGGAUAUUAAUCUAAAGCUCUCUUCAGAAGAAAACAAGAAGGUCAAGGAUGCAAUUACAAUGGCUACAGAUUUGCUUGAUGAGAAUGAGCAACAGAAUGGAAUUGAUGUUCUCGAGGAUCACCUGAAUAAGCUUGAGAGUAUGUAUCAGCGCAUUAUAGCCAAAUCCUGA